Messenger RNA from Pocillopora meandrina, 327 nucleotides. NCBI's taxonomy places the organism in Eukaryota, Metazoa, Cnidaria, Anthozoa, Scleractinia, Pocilloporidae. The record is from the annotation of a GenBank genome assembly.
AUGCGGAGGACUAAGCAGAGUGAACGUAAAGCAACAAUCGCCUCAGACUCCCCUCUGACCGACAUUCCUGAGUAUGCGUCAGAAAUAGAGCAACAGGCGUUUAGCAGGAUCAAGCAAUGGAAGAACAGCUUUGCUCUGAAAUUGAAUAAUGUUCUUGGGGAGCGAUUUCAGGAAGUGGUUGCGAAGAAGGAAGAAGAAUCAUGGCGAAAGAAGAAGCCAAAAGUUUUAAAUGUUCCCAUGAACUUGUCUGAUCAAGAAAUAGGACAACUGAGAAACAAAAUACUUCUGGAAUUGAAGCAAAAAUCAGCUGGGGGCGGCAGACAAUGA